Molecule: messenger RNA, 546 nt
Organism: Scutellospora calospora
Lineage: Eukaryota; Fungi; Glomeromycota; Glomeromycetes; Diversisporales; Gigasporaceae
Source: the annotation of a GenBank genome assembly
AUGGAAACGAUAAUCAUCGGGCUUAUUGUUACAAUUGUAGCAAUAUUCGUUGGAACCUUUGCAUUAUUAGCUAAUAAAGUGGCAAUGAUUCGAGAUCCACUUCAAGCUUGGAAUGAAUUGAAUAAACCAAUCAUACGUCAUUUUCGACCAUUAAUUUAUUCGUAUUUUCUAGAAUUUAAAAAUCCGUUUGUUAAAUGCAUUCAUAUGCGUAUAACGAACCUUGAAAAAGGAACCUGUUCUGGGGUUUUGAAGGAACAAAGGAGAAUACAUAAUCCGUUCAACAGUAUUCACGCAGCGGCCCUUUGCACAUUUGCAGAAACGAUUGGAGGACUUGCAGUAUUAAGUAAAAUAACUAAACAACAUAGGGCUAUUGUAACGAGAAUUAAUAUGGAGUAUUUUAAGAAAUCAAGAGGAUUAAUUACGGGCACUAGUACUUUUAAUCCUGGAGAGUUAAAUGGUAUUCAAGAAUGUGAAACUAUUCUCAAAGAUCAAUCAGAAGAUAUUGUCGCGAAAGCGACUGUAUUUUGGAAUAUUCGUAACUCUUGA